UUAAUCGGAGGGACGGAUUAGCCCCUAAACUCUCCCCUUUUUUCCUUAUAUAUACGCCUUAGUCUAAACCGGGACAAAACUCUAAAACCGAGGGCACUUGUCCCAUCUUUCCCUUUCGGCCGCGGCCACUCUCUCAUCGGGAUACUCCCCGAUCCACCCACCUCCGCUCCCUUGAAUUCCCCAUCUGGCCAAUCCCGCAGCCUCCUCCCGAUCCACCAGCCAGCCACCACCAAAUCCUCCUCCUUGCCUCGAUCAAGCCCACAAGAGAGGAGCUCCUCCUCUGCUUUCUCCUCGAGGCCGCAACCUCCUCGUCCCGAUGCAUGAGCGACUCGUCGGAGUCCAGUCGCCGGUCCAGGAACCGUGCCUCCAAGGCGUCGUCACCCCGACUGCCUGGACCGCACGCGCGUCAAGUCCGCUCGUCCGCGUCGACCCGCCGCCCCGCCAAAUCGUUGGAGUCCGCUGUGGGAUCCGAACCCCGCUGCUGCAUCCUCUCCAUCCUGCUCGUCCCGCCGGCCUCCCUGUUGCCGCGCCUGCGUCGCCCUGUUUGCCGCGAGUGCAGAUGCCGGUGAAUCCCGCAGGUCACCGCCUCGCCAAGUCCUCGCCUCGCCGUCCAGCGCCUCGAGCCGCGCCCCUUCGUCAUCUCUUCCUUGAGCCACCGCAGCAGGCGGACCUCCGCAUCCAGCCACGCCGCCGGCAAGCCCUGCCUCCUCCACCUCAACUCCGGCCGGAUCGGUUCGGUUCCCCGCCGCCCCGCCAAGUACAGGGAGCCGCCUCUGCUUCGAUUCGGCAGGGAACAGGACCCCGACGACCUCCACCGCCCGGAUCCGUGUCACCCAUGCCGCCAACUUCCGCGUCUACUUCUUCUACCCACGCUGGCGCGCCGCCCUUAGCCAAGUCCACCGUCGCCGGCCUCCGCUUGCUCUGCUUCGAGCAGAGACGAACCUCUGCAGCCGCCGCGCCCUGCUUCUCUGCGCUGAGGACGAGUAGCGGUGCCCGCCUUGACUCCCUCCGUUUUGACCGAGCCGGCCCACCUUUUCUUUUCCAGCAAGGCCGGCCUACCUCUCCAGAUCUGGGCUUUGGCCCAUGUGUUGCUUCUUCGGGUUGGUUCCGAUAACGUCGCGUUUGUGAGGACCCGUUCGACUACGU
Molecule: messenger RNA, 1146 nt
Organism: Triticum urartu
Lineage: Eukaryota; Viridiplantae; Streptophyta; Magnoliopsida; Poales; Poaceae
Source: RefSeq, a predicted model, not a curated record